AUCGGUUGACACACGAAGUAAAGCCAAGAUGAUGAAGUUGUUGGUUGUCGUUCUGUUAGUGGUCGUAGCUGUUUAUGCCCAGGACACUGCUGCUCCAACCCAUCAAACCAAACAUCCACACACCAAACACCCACACACCCAGCAUCCACACACACAACACGCUCACACACAUCCUCCACACACCACACACCACAACGGUGGCCACAAUAUGAUUAAAACUUCAUUUACUCUUGUCGAUACCGAUAAAGAUGGUAUGCUCUCCUUGAAAGAAAUGGAUGCUGCAUUUUUAUCUGCUGAUACCGACAAGGAUGGUCAUCUGUCUAUGGCUGAAUACCAGGCUGUUCACAGCACUGAAAACCCUGCUUUAGUUCAGGCUAUGUACAAAUAUUUUGAUGUUAAUGAUAAUGGUAAAUUAGACAAAUCAGAUGUGAAAAUCGCCUUCCAUCAUUUUGAUGUUGACAGUGAUUCCCACGUUUCUUUACAUGAAUUUACUGUAGAAUAUACUGCUAUACACAAAUUAUUGGUGCAAGCUUCCCAUCAUACCAGCAAACCAAUUAUUGGUUAAACCACAAACCCUUUCUGCUUAUUACCUUCAAUAAAAUAUGUCUGGUUAUAUUGUU
Molecule: messenger RNA, 620 nt
Organism: Lottia gigantea (owl limpet)
Lineage: Eukaryota; Metazoa; Mollusca; Gastropoda; Lottiidae
Exons: 5
Coding region: 29-565 (178 amino acids)
Molecular function (GO): calcium ion binding
Source: RefSeq, a predicted model, not a curated record